Messenger RNA from Paramormyrops kingsleyae, 2812 nucleotides. The record is from RefSeq and is a predicted model, not a curated record. NCBI's taxonomy places the organism in Eukaryota, Metazoa, Chordata, Actinopteri, Osteoglossiformes, Mormyridae.
ACAAAAGCGCGCGAACAAAGUAAAUAAAUAAGAAGGUAUAGCUGGGUUAUACUGACUGAGGAGUUUCAACAUGGCUCAAACAUGUACCACCGCCGCCGCCGCCGCUCGUCGAGUUUUGCGCGAUAUGCAGGAUAGCUAUGUCCUGGAGAGUGAUGAAGACUGCACCUUCUCUUCAGAUGAAAGUGGUGAGGACACCAAGGAAGAUGCCGCUGAAGAUGUGUAUGAUGAAGACUUAGAGAACAUUGCACCUGCAAGCAAAAAAGCACGGUAUCAGCACAGCCAGCAAUCGCUGUCCUGGAAGACGGAAAGUGAUGCUGAUGCUGCUCCACCAACACUGCGGUUUCUUCCUGCAAGGGAGCCCGGCGUGCAGCUGAGCAUGCGGGACAGUCAUAGUCCCGCGAGCCUCUUCAAGCUGUUCUUUACAGAGGAUGCUGUGAACACCAUCUGCCAGAACACCAACAAACAAGCUGCCAGGAACAAAGGCAAGGGAGCAAAGUACAAAUGGGUGGAUGUUGGAGCUGCUGAAUUUUACAGAUACAUUGGGCUGAUAUUCUACAUGGCCAUGAUGAAGCUGGAUCACAUAACUGACUACUGGCGGAGAGACAGCAUCUUUUCCGUCCUUUUCCCGUCGCAGGUGAUGUCAAGGGACAGAUAUCGUACAAUAUCUUGGAAUGUGCACAUGAGUGACCCAGAAGAGGACAGAGAGGAUGAUGCCAAGAAGGGAAGCUCUGAUCAUGACAGGCUGUUCCGGGUCAAGCCCCUCAUAUAUACCAUUCAGAAUGCAUGUAAGUCAUUCUAUCAUCCCCACAGAUGUCUUGCUGUGGGUGAACGUGUAGCACGUUGGAAAGGUGCCAAGGGUUUCAAGUUGUUUGUGCUCACAGACUCCAGCAAUGGUUACACUGUGGACUUUUCAGUGUACACUGGAAGGGACAAUGUCCCCACAGGCCAGGGACUUUCUUAUGACACUGUCAUGUCACUGAUCAACAGAAGGUUUUUGGGGUCUGGGUACCAUGUGUACAUGGACAAUUUCUAUACAAGUCCAAAGCUUUUCAAGGACUUGCUUGCUUGCAAGUUUGGUGCUUGUGGAACAUACAGAGAGUUCAGGAGGGGGUGUCCUCGCAGUGCUGUCAAUGACCUGACAGACAAGUCACCUAGAGGGACGUAUCGCUGGAUAAGGGAUGGUCGUCUUCUCUUUGUAAAGUGGAUGGACACACAACCGGUGUCUGUCUGCUCCACCAUCCAUACAGCCUACACUGGGGAUACACUACGGAAAAAAGUGAAAUCCAAACGGGGUGCCUGGACCACACAGGCCUUUCCGUGCCCCUCGCCAGUGAUGGAAUACAACAAGGUGCUGGGAGGUGUGGCUUUGUCGGAUCGGUUGAUCCAAUAUUAUGCAACACAGCACAAAACCUUAGAGUGGUACAGGAAACUCUUUCUUCACUUAUUAGAUAUUUCUGCAACCAACGCCUACAUUCUCCAUAAAGAACUCAUGCAACAGGACGGUUUAACUUACAAGGCUUUCAUGGAGGAGCUCAUUGCAGAGCUGUGUGGUGUGACACAGAAUACACCGAUGACCCCUGCAAACACAGCCAGUGGUGCUCAUGUGCCAGUUCUUGGGGCUGAGCUUAGCACUGACAUCAGGAUGAAGGCCACCGCUGGGCGUAAGACCUGUGUGUAUUGCAGGAUGCAUGGGAGAAAGCAAGCAAAAACCCCUUGGAAGUGCAGAGCAUGUGAUGUUUACCUUUGCCUUCAGCCAGACAGAAACUGUUUUGAAGCUUGGCAUUCUGAUGGGAACUGACAGUCUGUCGAAUUGGGUUAACUUUGAACUGCUUCCAAACUGUAGUUAUUACUAAAAUAAUAAAAUAUUCUUAAAGAAUACGGGGCAAGAUGAAUUAGCUUAACAUAACGGUACAUGCCAUGAAUUAGCAGGGCAUAAACUCUGACGAAUUAACCACCUUUCCUGGGCACCAACGAUCUCCAACAGCUACUUGUAUUUAAAAGGAGAUGGGAUUAUCUCUUCUGCAGCUGUGUUUUGAAAGUCCCUUGGCAUGUACAGCGUAGGCUGUCCUUACAAUGUUCCUGACAGGUGUACAUGUGCCAGAAGUGUUUAGUCAUACACUUGGAGGACAGGAUUUGCAUGUUGGAGGGGCACAUCAGAACCUUACUGGAGAUUUUAUUGACAAUGCUCAAUUGGGGCACGUGGCUGUAUUGGGUAUGGUUAUAGUCCCUCCUGCCACAACUGUCUCCAGUCCAGCACCUGCACCAGUAGCCAGCAUAUGCCGGCCAUGGGUCAUGGUCAGACAUGGUUCCAAGAGCUCUAAGCUAGGGGUGUGAAACCUGUUCCAUGGAGGGCUGGUGUGGGUUUUUGGGAUGACCUCUCAAUUGGCCAGUAGUAAAUGCCGGCACUGAGAAGCAGCUCAUUGGUGGACUUUGGCUUUAACGUUGUGAGCACAGUUUUCCUUCGACCAAGAAGGUCCGUUUUUUUUUUUUUCUUUUUCUGUAAUGUUAACUUUCCUAGGGGAGUUGGGCGGCCAGUUGACCUUCGACCUCCAGGGCUUUAUUUAUUUUCUGUGUGUACUUGGGAGUUUUUGGUUCUUCUGUCAUGUGGCUUUUGUUCUUUCAUUUUGUUUUCCCUCUCCCCUGUUUUUGUUAAUUAUUGUGUAGGUAUGAUGCAGGAAUGUAUUACAUCCAUAUAAAGCACCUUGGGCAACAGUUGUGAAAGCUGCUGUAUUAAAAUAAAUUGAACUGAAUUCAGAAAUGCUGAAUUCUAUUCAGCAUUUCUCCAUUUAGUAUAAUAAAUGCUUGUAUUGUC